ACAGGCAGAGAUGAGCUUGUGCCGCCGCCCAAUAGACACCCUCGAAACAGAGCGCGAGCAGGAGCAGCAACCUCCUCCAAAUCAAGAGGCCGGAGUGCAAGCCUGUACCUGACCUCAAUUUGGCGUGGAUGCUUAAGCAACAAUCGGCAGACUGAGCCAGCGAGAGAGUGUGGGACAGAGACGGAUAUUUGGGAUACAGCUGUCGCGCGUCCCGACUCUCGGUCUUGCAAUGGGAUGCACGUUGAGUGCAGAGGAGCGCGCGGCUCUGGAUCGGAGCAGAGCGAUCGAGAAAAACCUCAAGGAAGACGGAAUAAGCGCAUCCAAAGAUGUCAAAUUACUGCUGCUGGGCGGAGGGGAGUCGGGGAAGAGCACCAUCGUCAAACAGAUGAAGAUUAUCCAUGAAGAUGGUUUCUCUGGAGACGACGUAAAGCAGUUUAAACCUGUGGUCUAUAGCAACACCAUUCAGAGUCUUGCCACCAUCUUAAAAGCAAUGGAAACUCUUGGUAUAGAGUAUGCAGACAAGGCCAGAACUGCAGAUGCUAAGAUGGUAUUUGAUGUGGUCAGUCGUAUGGAAGACACAGAGCCAUAUUCAACAGAACUGCUGACUGCCAUGAUCCAUCUGUGGGCUGAUGCUGGAACUCAAGCUUGCUUUAGCCGCUCACGAGAGUAUCAGCUCAACGACUCUGCCCAAUAUUACCUAGACUGUUUGCAGCGCAUUGGAUCUCCUGAUUACCUCCCCACUGAACAGGAUAUUCUUCGAACCCGAGUCAAAACCACUGGCAUCGUUGAGACCCAUUUUUCCUUCAAGAACCUUAACUUUAGGCUGUUUGAUGUGGGGGGACAGAGAUCAGAGAGGAAAAAAUGGAUUCACUGCUUUGAGGAUGUGACAGCCAUUAUCUUCUGUGUGGCAAUGAGUGGAUAUGACCAAAUGCUCCAUGAAGACGAAACCACGAACCGUAUGCAUGAGUCUCUGAUGCUCUUUGACUCUAUAUGUAACAAUAAGUUCUUUGUUGACACGUCCAUCAUCCUUUUCCUUAAUAAGAAGGACCUUUUUGGAGAAAAGAUUGUGAAAUCUCCACUGAAUAUCUGCUUCCCAGAAUACACAGGCCCAAAUACAUUCGAAGCGGCGGCUGCAUAUAUACAGACUCAGUUUGAAAGUAAGAAUCGCUCCCCUAACAAAGAGAUCUACUGUCACCUGACCUGCGCUACAGACACAGGAAACAUCCAAGUGGUCUUUGAUGCUGUCACUGACAUCAUCAUCGCCAAUAACCUGCGUGGUUGUGGUCUCUACUGAGCUCCGACUCCGACAAAUGCUAACAAGUGACUGAACUGACACCCCUGUAACUAUAGCCAAGGCACUUCCCUUUUUCAUUUCACUCUGUCAGUUUUAUGUUCAGAACAUUUAGCCCUUAUUUUCCUUUGUAGUUGUCAGUACAUUUUGCUGGAGUAAAUAACAUAUGGGUGUGCAUGUAUAGUGUAAAGAUGAGCAUUUGGCCGGGCAUAGAUGCUUUAAGCAUGAGUGCAUGUGUGUGAGUGUAAGUCACAACGAGUGAGAGUGUUUGUCAGGUGAUAACUCACAGAGGUUCUCUGCUGUGUAAGAGACUUCCAAGUGCUGGCAUGAUCCUAAUCUAAAAUGAUCUCAAAAACCUGAGAAGGAUCACUGACUCUUACAGGCUUAAAAUAAAAAAAAAUAUUGAGGGACUGUGAGCAAGAUAUAUGAUGAAUCAUUUAGAAGAGCUGAUUGUCAUUUCAGAAACUAAAUGUUGUCCAGGGGCAGCUCUUAAAGCCAAAAUUGUUGACGACCUGGCAUCGCCCCCCUCUUUGGGACUGCUCAUGUACUGGCUUCUGGCUGUGACAUAAAAUGCCUUUCAGCGAAUGAAGCCUCUUACAAAGUGUGAUGUUGACAACAUUCUCACUCAACAUGAGCACAAAUAGUUCUAAAUCUUUUCAGUUGUUGUUUUUUUUUUGUAUAAAUGACUCUGUAGUUUAUUUAUUUAUAUAACUAUAAGUGCAUGUAUUUACAUAUUUUGUAUGGCCCCACACUUUGUGCACCCUAUCAGUGACGGGCAAUAAAAUUAAAACGAACUAGCUUACAGACUUUAGAUGAUUAAAAGCAUAAAUAUUAAGACAGUAAUUCAGAUUUAUAUAUAACUGAAUUACUGAACAUAUGAACUAUUGCUUCUUUUUAACUCACUCUCUUUAACUGAUGACAUAAUGACGUGUGAGAGUGUGUACAGAUGCGUGUUUGAUGCAUGCACAUUCUUUAUUCAACCAUGACCCAUUACUUAACUCAGAUUUCUUUUCCUCUUUUUCUGCUGUGGAUGGAUUUUUUUGUUUUGUUUGGUGCACUGAAUGUCCUCUUUCCUCCCUUGGGGUAAUACUGCACUGUAACUGCUGGGUUUAGUCUUCUGACCGACCAAUGAUAUGUUUACAUUAAAAAAGAAAACACUUUAGCACCAA
Molecule: messenger RNA, 2460 nt
Organism: Carassius gibelio (silver crucian carp)
Lineage: Eukaryota; Metazoa; Chordata; Actinopteri; Cypriniformes; Cyprinidae
Product: guanine nucleotide-binding protein G(o) subunit alpha
Exons: 8
Coding region: 230-1294 (354 amino acids)
Biological process (GO): G protein-coupled dopamine receptor signaling pathway; adenylate cyclase-modulating G protein-coupled receptor signaling pathway
Cellular component (GO): heterotrimeric G-protein complex
Molecular function (GO): GTPase activity; mu-type opioid receptor binding; GTP binding
Source: RefSeq, a predicted model, not a curated record